Molecule: messenger RNA, 3666 nt
Organism: Amphiprion ocellaris (clown anemonefish)
Lineage: Eukaryota; Metazoa; Chordata; Actinopteri; Pomacentridae
Product: sodium- and chloride-dependent neutral and basic amino acid transporter B(0+)
Exons: 15
Coding region: 1-1821 (606 amino acids)
Biological process (GO): sodium ion transmembrane transport
Cellular component (GO): membrane
Molecular function (GO): L-proline transmembrane transporter activity
Source: RefSeq, a predicted model, not a curated record
AUGUGUUUCAGGACACUCGUGAAUAAUGGCGAUGAGAAUCCUGACCGUGGAAACUGGACCAACAAAACAGAAUACAUCCUCUCUAUGAUCGGUUAUGCCGUCGGAUUAGGAAAUAUCUGGAGAUUUCCAUAUAUGGCCUAUAAGAAUGGAGGGGGUGCUUUUCUCAUUCCCUAUUUAUUGAUGUUGGUUUUGUGUGGAAUUCCUCUUUUCUUCUUGGAAAGCGCCAUUGGUCAGUUCUGCAGCCAAGGUCCCAUCAACAUGUGGAGAGCAGUUCCAGUGCUGCAGGGUGUUGGCUUGUCAAUGGUUAUGGUGAAUGCACUGGUAUCAAUUUACUAUAACGUCAUCAUCGCCUACAGCCUGUACUACAUGUUCGCCUCCAUGCAGUUUCCUCUGCCGUGGUCCAGCUGCUCCAGCUGGGCUGACAGAAAAUGCAGCAGUUUACCUAAAGUGUAUUGUAAUGUGAGUGGUGUGUUGAUGACCAACUGGACUCAGGAAAACAUCACUUGUCCUUCAUCUAACAAGAUCACAGUUUCAGUGGAGAGCCCAAGUGAGCAGUACUGGGAUCAUGUAGCUCUGCAGAGAUCCAGUGGUCUGGAUGAAACAGGACCAGUAGUUUGGCAUUUGGCUCUCUGUCUGCUGCUGAGCUCCAUCAUUGUUGCUGCAGCACUCAUCAGAGGCAUCAAGUCAUCAGGAAAAGUUGUGUAUUUCACAGCUACAUUUCCUUAUGUAGUGAUUUUAAUUCUACUGAUCAGAGGUGUGACACUAGAAGGAGCAAGAGAUGGUAUAGACUUCUAUAUUGGUUCCCAGUCCAAUCUGACUAAACUGACUGAAGGACAGGUCUGGAAGGAUGCAGCGACUCAGACUUUCUUUUCCCUGUCCAUUGCUUGGGGUGGAGUUCCAACCCUUGCUUCAUAUAGCAACUUCCACAACAACAUGUUCCUGGAUUCAGUUAUUGUAACUGUCAUUAACGAUGGCACUAGUGUGUUUGCAGGCUUUGCCAUCUUUUCAAUCUUGGGACACAUGGCGCAUGUCUAUGGAAAGCCUAUUGGAAAUGUGGUGAAAGAAGGGUUUGGCCUGGCAUUCAUUGCGUAUCCAGAUGCUCUGGCUAAACUUCCUAUUUCCCCGCUAUGGUCCAUUUUGUUCUUCUUCAUGCUGCUGACUGUUGGUCUGGACUCCCAGUUUGCAGCAAUAGAGGUGAUCACCACGUGCCUGUUGGAUGCCUUCCCUAACAUCCUCAAAUCCAAACGUGCCGUCGUGACUAUACUGACAUGUAUCAUUGUCUUCCUCUUGGGCCUCCCAUGUGUGACAAGGGCAGGAAUAUACUGGGUAACUCUAAUCGACCAGUUUGUUGCCAGCUGGGUGAUGCUAAUUUUGGCUCUCAUGGAGAUCAUUGGCUUCUGCUAUAUAUACGGCGUGAACCGUUUUAUCAAAGACAUUGAGAUGAUGAUUGGGAAAAAGAGCUUUUGCUUCUGGCUGUGGUGGAGAGCUUGUUGGCUCUUCCUCACUCCCUGCAUCAUAGCGGUGAUCCUGGUGUGGUCUCUGGUCAUCUUUGUGCCCCCCACCUAUGGAAAAGUGCAGUACCCAGCCUGGGGUUUGGCUCUGGGCUGGAGCAUGGUUGCAUUCGUCCUCAUCUGGAUCCCUGUCAUUGCUUUCUAUAAAGUGAUAAAAGCAAAGGGAAACUUCUGUAAGGUGAUAUCAUUGUGCUCUCCAUCUGAGGAAUGGCAUCCCUACCUGGACAUCCACAGAGGAGAACGCUACUCAAAAAACACUGCUGCUGAAGAAACUGUGUCAGACAAUAAAACAGAAGAUAAGAAAAUGUAAAUAUAACAUCUACCACAUGACAGUGUUUACACCCUGAUAUAUAUUGAUUUGUUAAAUACAACACUCAUAGUAAAAUACGGUGAUGAUUCUGUCCAUGCCAGAUACUUAAAAUCAAAUGCGCGACUAAAUGUCACAUGCAGCUCAUGGCUUUGGAUGUAUAAACAGACAAACAUAUGUGUCAUUGUAGCUCAAGGCAAUACAAAGUCAACAUGUCUGCCACAUUAGAUUAAUCUAUAUUCUGCUGUUAUCCAUUUACAGUAUUUAGACCGUUAGCUGGUGUGUUUAAGUUGUCAUCUUUUCAGUUAUCUCCUUUUCAACAUAUAAUGAACUAGUGUCAGCUUUCUAACAGCAAUUGUCUGAGACUUCACGACUGAAAUGGUUUGAAUUCCAUCACAGUUUAUCUUCUUAAUCUACCAUCAUCAAAUGUCUUUCAUUGUUCAAGACUAUGUUAGAUCAAACUCUUUUCAGAGUCUGUGAACAUAUCAGGUGGUCAUUGCUUCUUAGAGCUCAGGGGCUCUAAGGUCUUGUGAGCUCAAGGGCCCCUUGUGUCGUUAUUCUUUCAAGAGCUCCAUCUGGUGGAUAUUGGGCCUUAAAAAAUCCAGGCUACAAUGACUACACCUUGUACUUUUUAACUGAAGAUCUUUUCUUGCAAUUUAACCAAAUUAGUUCAAAUGUAUUUCAUUGUCCUCUAUUGCCCUAUUCCUGUGGUUCUCUCUGACCACUCUUCUUCCAAUUUAGCUCCAUUUUGUUAUACAUACCGGCAAAUUAAUGUCUUCUUGGCCCAUAAAAACAGAUUUUUUUGCUGUGUUAACUCAAUGUCUUUUGCAUCAUACAGGAUUAAGAAUGUAAAAGUUAAUAUUUAAUUAUUUAACAAAAAUAACUAAUCUUGCAUCACUACAAAAUCACAUCUAAGCAAAGGUUUUGCAUGUAUAUAAUCCUUUCAAAAAGACCCCAAUUCCUUAUUUCUGAGUCACAUUGGUGAUGACGUUGGUUAAUGAUAAAAAUAAAUAACAAUAAAGCAACUCAGUGUAUUUUCACCAACAGAUACACAUUCUUCAGAAUGAUCAAUGAAUGUUUUAGAAGCUAAUCAACAUUUCUAUUAAAUCUCAAUACAAAUAAAUGACUAGUUCAACAGAGAGAGCAAAUUUAGAAUACAACACCCUCUAAAUGCUGUUCUGCUCAUUUAAAUAUAAAUAUAUUUAAAUAUGUAGUUAAAGGGACAUUUGCUGUUUUUAAACAUUUACAAUGUAUUUUUUAAAGCUCUGUGUGUUGAAAUACAUAACAUAUAUUUAGACAGUUUGUUAUUAUCAAACAGAACUUUGAUAACAGUGAUACAUUUAUUUUGCUUGCAAAUAUUAUGUUGAGGUAUUGUUAUUAGAAAGUUUCCAGUGAUUUUCUUUUUUGAUUGCGCUUUUUGUUUCCUUUGAUCUUCCUUCUAUUUGAAUUUUCCUCAUUUUAUUGAGAGCAGUCACACUGAAGGGACAAGGCACUUAGUAUUUGUGCUGACAAAUAAUAAUAAAAUAUAUGUACAAAGUAGUUGUGUGUGUACUUGUAACAAUGGGAAUAGGGCUUCAUGAGCGUUAUCUAUAUUUUCAGUUAAUAGAUUGCCAAAAAAAUCUCUGCUGUUGCCUUCGUCUUUCUUCUGCCGUAUUUUUACUGCUUUUAUGUUGACUUUUGUCAUGGCUUUAUGUGUGUGUUGUGACUACUACUGUGUUUAAUAGACUUGUUUAUCUUGACUUGUUCUACAGUCCAUUUUCUUGCUGUCUUGCCAUACAUAAGGAGAGUGAAAAGAUGAAGAAACGUUUUGUCACUGAUGAUUGAUGUUCAAAGAUAAUUAUCAGCAAA